GUGAGAGAGAGAGAGGGAGAAAAGGAGGAGGAGGAGGGAGAAGGGAACAACCUACCAUCUUAACACACUAAUAUCUAAAAAGUGCGAGAGGCCCAGAGCAGCAGCAGCAGCAGCAGCAGCAGCUCCAGCUUCUUCCCUCCCUCCCCAUGAAGAAGAGUUCCCUCCUCCUCCUCCUCCUGCUUCUCCUGUUCAGAGUUCCUGCCUCCAGCUGCCAGGGGGGACAGCCAGCCAGCAGCAGGAGGGGGGAUAGAGAGCUGAAGGAGAACAACUUUCCCCCAAAAUUGCUGCAGUGAGAAGAGGAAUUGGUUAUUUUUAAACAAAGGCUGAAUAAUCUAUAGAAUUAACAGACAUAAGAGAAAGUGGAGAAGGUAGAGGAUGGAGUUGCAGACUCUACAGGAGGCUCUUAAAGUGGAAAUUCAAGUUCAUCAGAAACUGGUUGCUCAAAUGAAGCAGGAUCCACAGAAUGCUGAUUUAAAGAAACAGCUUCAUGAACUCCAAGCCAAAAUCACAGCUUUGAGUGAGAAACAGAAAAGAGUAGUUGAACAGCUACGAAAGAACUUGAUAGUCAAGCAAGAACAACCAGACAAGUUCCAAAUACAGCCAUUGCCACAAUCUGAAAACAAACUACAAACAGCACAGCAGCAGCCACUACAGCAACUGCAACAACAGCAACAACAGUACCAUCACCACCACGCACAGCCGACAGCUGCACCCUCUCCCAGCUUGACUGCUUCACAGAAGACUGUAACUACAGCUUCUAUGAUUACCACAAAGACACUACCUCUCGUCUUGAAAGCAGCAACUGCGACCAUGCCUGCCUCUGUGGUGGGCCAGAGACCUACCAUUGCUAUGGUGACCGCCAUCAACAGUCAGAAGGCUGUGCUCGGCACUGAUGUGCAGAACACACCAGUCAACCUCCAGACAUCUAGUAAGGUCACUGGACCUGGGUCAGACGCUGUCCAAAUUGUGGCAAAAAACACAGUCACUCUGCAGGUUCAGGCAACGCCUCCUCAGCCCAUCAAAGUACCACAGUUUAUCCCCCCUCCUAGACUCACUCCACGUCCAAACUUUCUCCCGCAGGUUCGACCCAAACCUGUGGCCCAGAAUAACAUUCCUAUUGCCCCAGCACCUCCUCCUAUGCUUGCAGCUCCUCAACUUAUCCAGAGACCCGUCAUGCUGACCAAGUUCACCCCCACUACCCUCCCCACUUCCCAGAAUUCCAUCCACCCUGUCCGUGUCGUCAAUGGGCAGACUGCAACCAUAGCCAAGACGUUCCCCAUGGCCCAGCUCACCAGCAUUGUGAUAGCUACUCCAGGGACCAGACUCGCUGGACCUCAAACUGUACAGCUUAGCAAGCCAAGCCUUGAAAAACAGACAAUUAAAUCCCACACGGAAACUGAUGAGAAGCAAACAGAGAGCCGUACCAUCACCCCACCUGCUGCACCCAAACCAAAACGGGAAGAGAACCCUCAGAAACUUGCCUUCAUGGUGUCUCUAGGGUUGGUAACACAUGACCAUCUAGAAGAAAUCCAAAGCAAGAGGCAAGAGCGUAAAAGAAGAACAACUGCAAAUCCUGUGUACAGUGGAGCAGUCUUUGAGCCAGAGCGUAAGAAGAGUGCAGUCACAUACCUGAACAGCACAAUGCAUCCUGGGACUCGGAAGCGAGCCAAUGAGGAACACUGGCCAAAGGGUGAUAUCCAUGAGGACUUUUGCAGCGUUUGCAGGAAAAGCGGCCAGCUGCUCAUGUGUGACACGUGCUCCCGUGUGUAUCACCUGGACUGCUUAGAGCCUCCUCUGAAAACGAUUCCCAAGGGCAUGUGGAUCUGUCCCAGGUGUCAGGACCAGAUGCUGAAGAAAGAAGAAGCAAUUCCAUGGCCAGGAACUUUAGCAAUUGUUCAUUCCUAUAUUGCCUACAAAGCAGCAAAAGAAGAAGAGAAACAGAAGUUACUUAAAUGGAGUUCAGAUUUAAAACAAGAGCGAGAACAACUCGAGCAGAAGGUGAAACAGCUCAGCAGUUCUAUAAGUAAAUGCAUGGAAAUGAAGAACACCAUCCUGGCCCGACAGAAGGAAAUGCACAGCUCCCUGGAGAAGGUAAAACAGCUGAUCCGCCUCAUCCACGGUAUCGACCUCUCCAGAUCCGUAGACUCUGAGGCCACUCUGGGGGCCAUCUCCAAUGGCCCGGACUGCACCCCCCCUGCCAACGCCGCCACCUCCACGCCGGCCCCCUCUCCCUCCUCCCAGAGCUGCACAGCGAACUGUAACCAGGGGGAAGAGACUAAAUAACAGAGCCCCGCCAGGAGAAGCCACCACGGGAUCCCGGCCGGCGGCAAGGAGGAACAAAACACUGAAGACUCUAGAGAAGCAAAGCUGGAUUUCUUCUGGAAAGUACAGAAUUCUUUAGGUUCUUUGGUUCCAGAGAGAGAGAAGAUGCUUGUGCCAGGUGGCACCAGAGUUUGCCAAUUGAUCCUUCUUAUUCUGUGUGUACAUGCAAAGAUUGGACCAUGUUACAUGAAAUAGUGCCAGCUGGAGGUUCUUUGCCAGCACCAUGCCAAGUGAAAUAAUAUAUUUACUCUCUCUAUUAUACACCAGUGUGUGCCUGCAGCAGCCUCCACAGCCACGAUGGGUUUGUUUUGGUUUUGUUGGGUGGGGAGCAGGGACGGGCAGAGGGAGGAGAGCAGGUUUCAGAUCCUUGUUUGCCGAGCCCUUGGUUUAGGUAGAGAAGACCAGUCCAAAGAGUUUGUGGGCUUUCCUGUUUCUAAACGUUCACUACUAUAAAACCAAAAAAAGGAAAUUGAGAUUUCACCAGUCCGAGUGCCCAGAAAAGAGGGGUGGGGUGGGGUUGGGGAGGGGAGUUGGGGUGGGGAAAGUAUAUCAAAUAAGCAGUAUUUCAUAUGGUUUGGAGUGGGGCAUAGUACAAGGAGAGAAGUACCCCAAGGAGAGCCACUAGGUCUUUUCCCAGAGCAGGCCACUCCCCGUCGCGGGUGCCCCCCAACUCCCAAAGCCUCGUGCUCGCCCAUCCCUCCCUCCUCUGGUGGAGUGGCGUGCACCCCUGUGGACAACCCGGUCACCUCCCCUCUGUAAGAACAAGCAGAGCAGGGCCAUCCCCCCGCCCCAGCUCAAGGCCAGGAAUACGUGGCGGGGAGUGUCCAGGAAGGAAAAAAGGCGGAUCAGUGAUUUUACUUGAAAACAAGCUCCAUCCCUUUUCUAUAUUUAUAAGAAGAGAAGAUCCCAAGUGAAGCAGCACGCGACCCAGGUGUGUGUGAAUUGAAUGGAGACGUUUCUUUCCUCUAUUGUUUUGUUUUGUUUUGUUUUUUGCUCAUUUUUUUUUUCCUUUAAGCAAAGUUUUAUUUUGUUGUUUAUUUUGCCUUUUUUUUUGGUUUAACACAAACUAAAAUAAGGAAUAGAAAAGCUGUUUUUCAGGCUGACAGUCCACUUAAGGGUAGUUGAGACCUUGCAUGGUAGAGUAGGAAUCUUAGUGUCAGUGAGGUCCCGUGAGUCUUUGUGAGUCCUUGUGUCAUCGUUUGGGGCACUGUUUUUUUAUGCAAGGGCAAAAAUCUUUGUAUCUGGGGGAAAACAACAACAACAACAACUUUUUUUUUAAUUAAAAAAGGAAAAUAAAAGCUACUGAGGUCUUCCUAGUGUUACUUAAAUUAAGAUCAAGGUAAGAAACAUUGUAAAAAAAAAAAAAAAUUUACAAAAGUGCUAUUUGUUUCCUAAAAACAGUGAUUUCUAUUAAAAAGGUGUCAGAACUGGAGAAAA
Molecule: messenger RNA, 3759 nt
Organism: Chrysochloris asiatica (Cape golden mole)
Lineage: Eukaryota; Metazoa; Chordata; Mammalia; Afrosoricida; Chrysochloridae
Gene: PHF21A
Product: PHD finger protein 21A
Exons: 18
Coding region: 376-2283 (635 amino acids)
Biological process (GO): negative regulation of transcription by RNA polymerase II
Cellular component (GO): histone deacetylase complex
Molecular function (GO): chromatin binding
Source: RefSeq, a predicted model, not a curated record